Rattus norvegicus (Norway rat) is the source of this 753-nucleotide messenger RNA. RefSeq names its product SEM1 26S proteasome subunit (gene Sem1). The record is from RefSeq and is marked provisional. Gene Ontology annotation, biological process: proteasome assembly; mRNA export from nucleus. The transcript has 3 exons. NCBI's taxonomy places the organism in Eukaryota, Metazoa, Chordata, Mammalia, Rodentia, Muridae. The coding region runs from base 128 to 340 and encodes 70 amino acids. Gene Ontology annotation, cellular component: proteasome complex; protein-containing complex; nucleus.
GCCCUGUAGCUCUUCCCCUCUAGUCUCUAUGGUUGCGCCGGCGUUGGUAGUAUCGGCGCCUCACUAGUACUGAGGCUUCCAACUUUGUGGUCGAUCUCUGAGCGUUGUUGGGGCUUGGCGCUGCGCUAUGUCCGAGAAGAAGCAGCCUGUCGACUUGGGUCUCCUGGAAGAGGACGACGAGUUCGAGGAGUUUCCCGCGGAAGACUGGGCCGGCUUAGAUGAAGAUGAAGAUGCACAUGUCUGGGAGGAUAAUUGGGAUGAUGACAAUGUAGAAGACGACUUCUCCAAUCAGUUACGCGCUGAGCUGGAGAAGCAUGGUUACAAGAUGGAGACUUCAUAGCAUCCAGGAAUGUUCCAGGAACUUAAACAUGGACUCUACCACAUUCUCGGACAGAGAAACCAGCAUGGGAUACUUUAGAGAAUAUGUUUAUUUCAUUAUCUCUGGGAUUUAUUUUUGUUUGUAUAAGAAAAACAUAAGUAAAUAAAUGUUUUGAUCUAAUCUUUUUGGUUCAGAUGUCUUGAUCUUUUGCCUCUAUCCCUAAAUUUUAUACUCAUGAGUUUUAAGAAACUUAUUAAUAUUAUCCCAGUAAAGUUCACAUUAUAAAAUUUUUUAAUACUAAUCAAACAGUCAGAUGUUGGGCUUUAUCAGAUUAUCCAAUUUUACAAGAUGUUUCUAUUGUAUGACAUUAAAUUUUAAUACCUUCUGUCUUUUACUAUAAGCAACAUUUUCUGAAGUUUGAAGGAGACCCUUUA